AUGUCGACCGAAAUUUCUCGGGCUGAAAAUGCCCAAGAAAACGUGACCGAUAUCGAGGCUGAUGGGUCCGUGAAAGGAGAAUUUGAAGAAGAAGAAACAAAAGUCUUAGUUGACAAGGCCGAAAAGACUGAGCUCACACCGGUAGAAGCGUUCAAGUGGAACGUCGAUGGUGAUCAAUCGCCGUUCGCUGAGGUGGCUGCUUGUGUGUCUAACACGGACGACCCGAACAUCGCCUGCAACACCGUUCGUGCCUGGAUCCUGACCACGAUCUUUGUUGUUCUGUUCUCCGGUGUCAAUCAAUUCUUUGGCCUACGAUAUCCAACCCUCACUUUAGGCUAUGUUGUUGCCCAGCUGCUCGUCUUUCCCAUUGGCCGAGCAUGGGAGAAACUUCCUCGCUGGCGAGUCCCAUUAGGAAAAUUGUCCUUCGAUGUCAAUCCUGGCAAAUUUACUAUCAAAGAGCAUGCACUCAUUGUCAUCUGCGUCAACAUCAGCUCUGGCGCUGCGUACGCCUUAGGAUCAUUGAUGGCGAUCAUCAGUCCUGUCUAUUGGAACCAUGACUAUGGUGCUGGGUUCUGUUUCCUCUAUCUCCUGACAACCCAGAUGCUCGGCUUUGGUCUAGCAGGCCUCGCUCGUCGUUUCCUUGUCUACCCUGCCGCACUCAUCUGGCCCUCCUCGCUCGCUUCAACAGUCCUGUUUCGCUCGCUGCAUGAGCGUCAAGACAAUUCUAAGGUUAACGGUUGGAGCAUGAGCCGAUAUCGAUUUUUUGGUUACUUCACUAUGCUUGCAUUUGUCAUUUUCUGGUUCCCCGAUUACAUCUGGACGAGUCUCAGCACCUUUGCAUUUAUUACAUGGAUUGUGCCGCAUAAUCAAAAAGUCAACACGAUAUUCGGGAUGAACUCUGGUUUGGGACUUCUGCCCAUCAGUUUUGAUUGGACACAGAUCACUCAGGCGGGCCAACCUCUCACGACCCCUUUUUAUAUUACCUGCAAUGCAUUUGCCGUCGUUUUGUUCUUCUACCUGUUUCUCUCGCCAAUACUGUACUAUUCAAACGUUUGGAACAGUGCCUAUCUUCCACUCUUGUCUGCUGGAACAUAUGACAAUAGGGGUCAUACAUACAACAUUACACGUGUAGUUGACUCGAACCUCAACUUUGUUCUCAGCAAAUAUCAGGAAUACUCCCCGAUGUAUAUUUCCAUGUCGUACUCGCUUACCUACGGGCUCUCCUUUGCUGCAGUCACAGCUGUAGUAGUCCAUACAUACCUUUACAAUGGUUCCGAGAUAUGGGCCAAGUUCAAGAACUCACGCCAUGGUGGAGAGGACAUCCACAAGCGAUUGAUGAAUGCAUACAAGGAAGUACCUGACUGGUGGUACCUUGCUCUGACCCUGGUGGUUGUUGGUCUGGGAUUAUUCACGGUGAAAUACUGGGACUCUGGCCUUCCAGUCUGGGGAUUCUUGGUAGUUUGCUUAGGCAUGGGUGUCUUGUUGAUUAUCCCGGAGGGAAUCCUAGAAGGAACGACCAACCAGAGAAUCUUCCUCAAUAUUAUAACCGAACUCAUUGCCGGGUACGCAUGGCCUGGCAAGCCGAUCGCAAAUAUGAUGGUCAAGUUCUACGGCUACAAUUCUGUUAAGCAUGGAAUGGAUUUUGCUCAGGACCUCAAGCUGGGACAGUAUAUGAAAAUCCCGCCUCGCGUUCUAUUUGUUGGCCAAGUCUAUUCGACUAUUCUUGCGACUGCGACUCAAACUGGAGUGCUCCGAUGGAUGAUGAGUAAUAUCAAAGACCUGUGCAAGCCGACAAACAAACAGCGCUUUACAUGCAACGGUUCCAAGGUCAUCUACAAUGCCUCUCUCAUUUGGGGAACGGUCGGCCCUCAAAGGCUGUUCCAAUCUGGACAGGUCUACAGCGGGUUAAUGUACUUCUUUAUCAUCGGACCCGUGGUUACCGUCUUAGUUUGGCUCGUUUAUCGGCGAUACCCUCACAGUUGGGUCCGAUAUAUCAAUGUUCCAGUCUUUUUCAAUGCAGCGGGUAACAUUCCUCCGUGCAACACGACUCAAUACUCGCUUUGGUUUAUUUUCGGAUUCAUCUUCAAUUACCUCGUCCGUCAGCGUGCCUUUGGAUGGUGGAAACGGUACAACUAUCUCCUGCAAGCUGCAAUGGAUACUGGCACCGCAUUUGCAACCAUUAUCAUCUUCUUUGCGCUCAGUUACCACGGUAUUAAAUUCGUUUGGUGGGGCAACACAGUUGGGUCGAACACCGAUGAUAACAACUCGGUUCCCUGGUUGAAAGUGGCACCAGGCGAAUACUUUGGCAAACGGAUUGGGGAGUUUUGAUCUACAAAAUUUGCACGGCGCGUUGAGGCACCAAUCCAUUUCAUUUUUCAAAAUUUUCUUAUUACUUUGAAGCACUAUAGCGAGAAUGUUGAUGUUUGUUUCUUUUUGUCAAGGUGC
Molecule: messenger RNA, 2445 nt
Organism: Xylona heveae TC161
Lineage: Eukaryota; Fungi; Ascomycota; Xylonomycetes; Xylonales; Xylonaceae
Product: OPT superfamily oligopeptide transporter
Exons: 15
Coding region: 1-2328 (775 amino acids)
Biological process (GO): transmembrane transport
Molecular function (GO): oligopeptide transmembrane transporter activity
Source: RefSeq, a predicted model, not a curated record